CGGCGCGUCAGCGUCACGAGAAGACGCCCAAGCACGCCGCGCACGCAGCAGCGGAGCACUGCGGGGGACAGCGGCUGUUGCUCGGGGAUGAUGUAAUGUUGCUACGGAUGGCGGUGUGUGCCAGGCUCUGCGGAGCGGGACAGUCGCGGCGCUGCAGGCGGCGGCAGAGGCACAGCCAGCCGCAUCAGGACAGCGACUCCGACAUGGACAUGGACGAGGAGGAGGAAGCGGAGAGGGUCGUGGGCAAAACCAAAGACGAGCCCGAUGUCUGCAGCAGCGGAGCCGGUGUCCUCGCGUCUGGGGCCUCCGCGGGACCCCCGCACCCGCAGUCCCUGCUGGACCUGCCGCCGGAGCUCCUGGUGGAGAUCUUCUCCUCUCUGCCCGGCGCUGCGCUGCCCAACCUGGCGCUGGUGUGCAAGAAAUUCAGGCAGAUCCUCAACACGGAAACAAUCUGGAGGAGGAGAUGUACAGAGGAAUUCGGGAUGAGAGAUGACCUGCGGAAGAUGGAGAUCCUGGGCAUGUCGAGCCGAGAUCUGUAUGUGAAACGUGUGAACCCGCAGGUGAAGUCGGGACGCUUUAUGAAGCUCCUCCCUGAUUAUGAGCAUAUGGACUAUCGGGACGUGUACACACACUUGUUACAUCCUUAUAGAAACAUCCUGGGUCUCUGGCAGCCUGAUAUCGGGCCCUAUGGAGGACUGCUGAAUGUGGUGGUUGACGGGCUGUUCAUCAUAGGCUGGAUGUAUUUACCGCCCCAUGAUCCCCGUGUGGAGGACCCCAUGCGUAGACGGCCGCUCUUCCGCAUUCAUAUGUGGGAGAAAAACAAAGCCAUGGUAGAAUGCAUGUAUGGACACAAAGGCCCUCAUAAAGGAGACAUUCAGACUGUGAAGAAAGAUGAAUUUUCCACCAAAUGCAACCAGACCGAUCACCAUCGAAUGCCUGGAGGAAGGCAAGAGGAGUUCAGAACGUGGUUGGAGGAUGAAUGGGGAAGAACACUGGAAGAUAUUUUCCACGAGCACAUGCAGGAGUUGAUCCUCAUGAAGUUCAUUUACACCAGCCAAUACGAUAAUUGCCUGACGUACCGGCGGAUUUAUCUGCCCCCGUGCCUCCCUUCAGACCUGCUGCAGCCGGGCCUCUUCAAAGGGACGUACGGCAGUCACGGCCUGGAGAUCAUCAUGCUGAGCUUCCACGGCUCCAAGGCCAAAGUCACCAAACUUACCGGUGACCCCAAUGUCCCAGCAGGUCAGCUGACGUUAGAAAUCGACCUGAACCGGCCGGUGCGUCUGCCGGACCUGGAGCACCAGCGGAGCAUGGAAGAGCUCUCUCGCCUGGUGCUGGGGGUGCACGAGGAGGCCCAGAGGGGUCUACAGGCCCAGGACGCCCCAUCAGAGGCUGCGGAGGUGGCUGAGGGCUCAGAUUCGGCUCCCCCUGCUGGAGUGGAGGACGUGGAGCCGGGAGCUGCUGCCUGCAGCGCUGCAUCUGAAGCGCAGCCGUUUGUGCUGCCUCUGGGAGUCAUGGCCCGUAAUGAAGUGUAUCCUCGCACCUGCAAGAUGUGUUUUUAUGGAACAGGCCUGAUCGCCGGCCACGGCUUCACGAGUCCAGAGCGCACGCCGGGUCUGUUCGUGCUGUUCGAUGACGACCGCUUCGGCUUCAUUUGGCUGGAGCUCAAGUCCUUCAGUCUGUACAGUCGGCUGACCGACCAGCUGUCCCACGCUCAGGCCCCCAGCAUGGAGCACUUCGAGGCCAUGCUCCGCAACAUGCAGUCAUGGACAUCCUGAUAGCAAACCUCACACUACAUCAGGCACAUCCUCUGCUGACACACACACCUACGCACUCCUGCUCGCAUCCGCACAGGUGUAUUUAAGCCACAGUUGUAUUAUAUAAGGCCUUUCUUAUCAGCUUUUUAAUUAAUUUAUUUUUGUAACCUGGAAAUGGCGAUGAAGACGACAACAAUGUGAAAAUUUGCCCGUAUACUCAGCUGAGCGUGCCUCUGAUCUUCAGACCCUGAAAUCCUGUGGUUUUGUGCUUUAGAAAUAAUCUUAGAAGCGUUUGUCCUCAAUCUGGCAACAUCUGCGGUUGCUUUUAAAUGAUUUUAUUCAGUUUAUUUCUUUAUUCGUAAGAAGUCCACACCAUAUUUGGAAAUGCUUCCAUUUUUUCCGCCAGCGCUCACUGAAAACAAAUAACUUCCAGCCGCUUUGUCACUGCAAAUGUUGUCAGUUUUAUCACUCCAUAAUGCAUCCAUUAAUAUUUACACUAAAAAAGCCACAUUUUCUUAUUUAAAGGAAUAGUUCACCCAAACAUCAAAAUUUGCUAAAAAUUUACUCUCCCUCCGGCCAUUUGAGAUGUUUGUUUAUUCAUCAGAUACAGACAAAUGUAGCAUUACAUCACUUGUUCACCAAUGUGAAUGGGUGCCGUCAGAAUGAGAGUCCAAACGGCAGAUGGUUUAAAACUAAAUCAUUUGUAUAAUGGAUUUGUUUCUUAAAAACACAACUUUUCACUUCACCAGAUGUUAAAUGAUGGACUGGAGUUAUUGUGAUGUUUUUAUCAGCUGUUUUGGACUCUCAUUCUGACGGCACCCAUUCACAUUCACAGGAAGUGAUGUAAUGCUAAAUUUCUUCAAAUCUGUUCUGACGACGAAACAAACUCUUCUACAUCUCGACUGGCCAGUUUUCAGCAAAUGUUCAUUUUUGGCUAAACAAUUCCUUGAAUUUUUAUCUAUCAUACUGUUAAAUUUCCAAGUGAAUUGCUGAUUGGUUAGCCACCAAAUUUUACGACCACGACGAGCGUCUCAUUUUCACAUGAUAGUGAUUCUGUUCCUCUAGCUGUGCAGCUCUCUUCCAAGUGCUCUUCCCUACACAGCAUAGACAUUUAUCGGAGGCAGAAUUACUCCGGCUAUACUUUUGUAUUUGACUGCAGCAUUACUAGCAUUUAAAAAAAAAAAAAAAUCAGUAUAAUGUAAAGUGAAUAUAUAUGUAAAUGCAUUGAAAAUAUUGAAACAUUUAUCAAUACAUUCUAGCUUUGUUUUAAGGAUGAUUGUAUAUAUGAUCGAUGAACUAAUUUAAGUAUAUUGCCUGUGUUUACUUGUUUUAAGUGUAAUAUUCUCAUAGAAUUGGCCGUUUACGUGGACUGAUAUCCUACAACUAUUGAUAUUAUUCCAAAUGAGAUGUAAUUUCAGCUGUUUAUAUUGGCUCAUAACUAUUCGAAUCACAUUUCAAAGCAUUUGUGCAACUAAUAACUCAAAGUCUACCCUACUGGCUUCCCAAUGGAUGCGAUCAAGGUUUGCCUCCUUUUUCAUAGUCACGAUUCAUUGAUUCACAGAUGCUUUUAGGUUGACUUCAAGUCUGAGUUUUUCUUCAUUAUUUAUCUAUAUGAUAAUUUAGCAAAGCACUGUGCCUAAAACUGUAAAUUAUACACUUGUAAUUUCCUUAUUUUUAAUUUUGUACUUGUAUUGGAGUUGUCAGUAAGUGUGAUCAUUUUAUGUGGAGCAAAACCGCUCCAUUAGCAAGUCAAGCAUCCGAUACAGGUGUUUAUAUUUGACGUCGAUCUGCUGUUUAAAAAAUAGAAUCCGAAUACUGUCAAUAGCUGAAUUAUUGUCAUCCAUGUAAAUUUGCCAGUUAGGAAAUGUCAAAGCGCAAAUUCAUGACUAGUAUGCACACGUUGCAUUCAAAUUCAGGGAGGUUUGCAGCUUUAGCCUUCGUUUGUUCUCAAUAAAAUGGAGGAAAAACUUAAA
Cyprinus carpio (common carp) is the source of this 3727-nucleotide messenger RNA. Its product is annotated as F-box only protein 31-like. NCBI's taxonomy places the organism in Eukaryota, Metazoa, Chordata, Actinopteri, Cypriniformes, Cyprinidae. The record is from RefSeq and is a predicted model, not a curated record. Gene Ontology annotation, molecular function: protein binding.